Molecule: messenger RNA, 2475 nt
Organism: Lethenteron reissneri (Far Eastern brook lamprey)
Lineage: Eukaryota; Metazoa; Chordata; Hyperoartia; Petromyzontiformes; Petromyzontidae
Gene: FAM185A
Product: family with sequence similarity 185 member A
Source: RefSeq, a predicted model, not a curated record
CGAAGAGUAGGCCACGUGCGGGAGUCGUCGUCUUUCAUCCCUUCCCUCCUCCUCCUCCCUCCUCCUCCCCUCCCCGUGCUCCGUAACAACAACAACAAAACACAGCGGGGUUGUUGUAAACCUCCCGGGGGGAGGGGUGGUUGCUCGCGGAUGUUUGUGUUUGUUUAAACCGUUCCGACGCUCUUAACUCGCGCCGGCACGAUGACUUUAACCACGUAGGCUGUAUAAUUCUUCCCAACACGCACCCUCGGUCGAGCUCAACGUUGGUAACCACUGAAUGGAGCAGCACCACACACACGUAUUUGUUUCCGUGACGAGCCCCCGACCAAGUUGGAGCUGUGUCCGGGAGUUGGCGGCGGUGGUGACGGGUUUAACGACGAAAAAGCCAUCGGCGCAAUAGAUUGAGAUAUCUAUAUAGAUUGAGAGAUAUAUAUAAAUUGAGGCGAGUUAACGAACAAUGACGGCUCUGCGAUCGAUCGCGGCUCACUUGAGAGUCGCCCUCGCCCUGCGGCGGGCGACUCGAGCGAGCCGGCGUGGACUUUGCCACCGACCCGGUUCGAACCCAGCGCCGCCACCGCGGUGGGAGUCGCGCGUGGCGCUCUUCUCGUCGCUGCGUCUGCGGGCAGCGAGCCACGUGUCCGUGCUGCCCCUGGACCCGCACGGCUACCCCGAUGGCGACAGAGCAUUUGUUAGGGUCUUCAGGGAACGGGGCAGUGAGCACGGCGAGGGGCUGGGUCCUGUAGAGGGCAUGGGGCUGGGUCCUGGAGAGGUCAUUGGGAAGGAUCCUGUAGAGGUCAUUGGGCAGGAUCCUGUAGAGGGCAUCGGGCAGGAUCCUGGAGAGGUCAUUGGACAGGAUCCUGGAGAGGGCAUCAGGCAGGGUCCUGGAAAGGUCAUUGGGCAGGAUCCUGGAGAGGGCAUCGGGCAGGAUCCUGGAGAGGUCAUUGGGCAGGAUCCUGGAGAGGGCAUCAGGCAGGGUCCUGGAAAGGUCAUUGGGCUGGGUCCUGGAAAGGUCAUUGGGCAGGAUCCUGUAGAGGGCAUCGGGCAGGGUCCUGUAGAGGGCAUCGGGCUGGGUCCUGGAAAGGUCAUUGGGCAGGAUCCUGGAGAGGGCAUCGGGCUGGGUCCUGGAGAGGGCAGUGGAAAUGGCAUUGGGCAGCAGGGCGCGCCCGCUGGUCAGGGCAGUGCGUUGGGCGCACGAGGCGUAAGCGUGGACUACAGCGAUUCCCACAAACGAUUGCAGGUGACGGGGAGUGAGCGAGCCGUCGGUUACCAACUGGAGGUGACCGUGCCAAUUAAAUUUGACUUGGAUCUCGCGACCAGCGGGGAUGGUGGCGUCCACGUGGGCAGCAUGGAAAGCGAUGUGUGCAGCGUACGCACGGACAGAGGCGGCGUUCACUUGGCAUCUAUCAAGGGUGCAGACAUCAGCGUUGAGAGCGAGCACGGAAAUGUGUCAGCAGGGUCCCUGCAGGGUAACGUGAACAUCCAUGCCAGAGGUUGCAAUUCGGUGAACAUCGAUAAGCUGCAAGCGAUUAAAGCGUGCGUUUCCACCAAGCGUGGUCCACUCAACGCGAAAUUUAUUUACGCGGAAUCGUCGCAGUUCAGCUCGACUUCUGGAACUGUGAAUUUGGGGAGCACGCACGGAAACACAGUCGUCACUACGGACGAGGGACACAUCGUCGUAGAAAGCCUGGACGGGGGGUUGGUGGCUCGCACGCGAGUGGGCGACAUCACGGUGCACCUCUCUCAGCCCAGCGCCGUGGAACUUCACAGCGAGCGAGGAGAUGUAAAUAUCAAAUUCCCAGACUCCUUGGGACUAGAAUUCCUUGUUACUGGUGGAAAAGGAGUGGUCGUAAAUCCUGAUGUUCACCUCGAGAGCAUGGAGCUCAGCACUAACGGAAGCACUCAGUCCUUGACAGGUCGGUUGAGCAAGGGUGGCGUGCUGGUCAGAGCCACGUCCAAGCACGGCACAGUGCGUCUGCAACGGCAAAGCUGGUUUCAGUCUCUCGGCCUGAAGGGAAAAUGAACGUUGUUUGGGAGACACGAAUGCGUGAAAAAUGAAUCGAGAAAACAUUAACCGUCGGAGAUUCUUCUGACGACAUUGUCGUUGUAAUGUCCAAUGGAAAUGUAUGAUGGGCAACGUUGAGAGAAGCGUAAGAAGGUCGCAAAGUAGGGCUCGGGAUGUAAAUAUGGGCAAAUCAAAGAUCUUGUGGAACAAGUUCACUUCAACUGGAGACCAUUUUUUUUUCAUCAAGUCGGGCACACUGAGCUACAUAGCUCUUUUUCAGAAGCGACCUGGCCACAAAUGAUUGCCCAAUGCAGUGACUUAUCAUGCGGAAACGUAUAGCAGCCAAAUACUCGAAACAUCUGUCGAAGUGACACGACUGAUUAAACACAGAAACAUAUUUGUACCUUGGACUGCUAUUUGAAGUUGGACCGAAAUCUGAAUUUUGAAAUAAAGAGGUGGAUGAUUGCAGAUUG